UCGAUAUCUUACUCCCUGGACCUUUAACUGCAAGGUUUCUCGCCGCCUAUGCGGUCCUCCCACAUCCCAACCUGACUAUAUUUGGUUUGAUUGCUACCGUCGCUACGGAGGACUGCAAAACGUACCCACUUCUAUCUCUUUGUUUGCUGUUAACCAAGCCGGGUCCAACACCACGCUUUACUAGUAACCCCAUCAACCUAUCUAUCCAUCGACCUGUUUGCAAAAUGUUUUCCUUGCUCACUGCUUGAAUCGAGUGUUUCGUGGUGGAAAUCUCGGGAAAUCAGCACCAAACCAAACGUACCAAGCCCCUCCCCGACGGACGCUUUCUGAGACGCUAUGCGGGGAGCAGUGGCGGAUAACAAUGUCGCUGGUCCGCAUUUUGGUGAUCAAGCUGGCAUCGGCCCGGACGCGACGCAUAGGCAAUAUUUGGAUAUGAAAUCAUUGCAGGAUAUGGCCGCGUCAUUAAAUCUAAACGGAGAUGUUCCACUGAAUGAACUAGUUCGAAUUUCCGAGGAUGCGAUCCAGAAAUCGAAGAUAUUAGCACAACAAGGGCAGCUAGAUCUUGCGCUUGUGCAAUAUCUUCGGGCAUCGGACGUCGUCAUUAAUGUAAUUCCAAACCACCCGGACUUCAAUUACAUGAACCGUCACCACCCACGGUGGGCAGGUCAGUUCUCGGGGCUUAUGAUGGCUGUCAAUUCCCAACACGCUACCAUGGAGAAUAUCAAGCGGAAGCUUAGUUCGCAGCAUAAUCCGAGCUACGGUCAUGAGUCCAGCCAGUCACGGCCAAAUUCGGGGGGUUAUAAUGCUUCGCCAAUCCUGCCUUCGGAAUCCUCUCGUUACGAAGCAGCGCAAGAUCCCCCCGAUAUCCCCAUUCGCAUGCCAAGUCCCUCAAGCUUCCAACGCUCGCCGACCAUACCAGCAAUACUGCAAACACCAGGGUCCCCGUCGAGGAAAAUCAAACCCGAAGUGAAACCCAAACCGGAAAAUCUAAUGGGGAAGCCUACAGAGGAGAAAACAACGAUGCAGGAUCCUCUCACGCAGCGAUUUGCCGAGUUAAGGAAUUCGCACAUAAAGAGGACUCCAAUCGACAAUAGUGGUACAACUCUAAAUAAUGGCACCUGGGCUCCUCCGUCCGCAGACUCUCAUACAUCCCAACCUCUCUCGCAUUCGCGUCCUCGCUCAGUUUUGGAUCCACCACCUCCUCGCCCACUGGGGCCCAGGGAGAUGAAUUCUUAUCGUACUGACCCCCCAGCUCCACCCCCGAAAGUGCCCAUUUCAUCGGUUGAACCAUCCCUUCCAAGAGUUCCUAGCCCCGCAUAUAGUCCGGUGACUACCGUCCCAUCCCAACCGCCUCCGAAUCCUCCCAGGACUUCCGUUGAUAGCAUUCGCCCUGUAUCCUGCCGACAAUCCUCUUCCUGGAUGGGUGUAUCGAACGAGACUCUUGCCGUCGUUGAUGAUAACCCAUAUCGAUCCCGUACCCCGAACGGUAUGAAUGCAGAAGGAGAGCUAAGGAAUAAUACAGCAGAUAUGACUGUCGGUGAAUCAAUUUCCGCUGAAGAUUUACUGCAAUUUUUGCGAAAAUACGACAUUCUGCUUAUCGAUGUCCGUCCGCGAGAUCAGUAUGACAGUGGCCAUAUAUAUUCAAAGUCUAUCAUAUGUAUCGAGCCGGUCAUCCUCAAGGAAAACAUGUCCGCGGAAGAGCUCGAGGAUCGUUUAGUAAUAUCACCAGAAGCUGAACAAUCACUAUUUUCCAAGCGGAACGAAUUUGAUCUCAUUGUGUAUUACGAUCAAAAUACAAGUGAUCCGUCAUACCUCUCUGGUUCUCCAGCGUCGAGCGCUGUGCCUCAUCUUAGAGCUCUUUAUGACACACUAUACGAAUUUAAUAUGUAUAAGCCGCUCAAAUAUGGCCGACAGCCAGCUUUUCUUGUCGGAGGACUGGAUGCUUGGGUGGACCUUGUCGGUCAGCAGUCACUAUCAACCACGCACACCGCAGCUAUUAUGCACUCUGUACGGGCACGCAAACCCGUUCCGGGAAAGUACCAGCCAUUGAGGAGGAUGCCAACCGCCAGUGCCAAUUCAAGCUGGGAGGUGAAGAAAAGGAGAUUACGUGAAUUCAAACCUUUGAACCCAGAGGAAGAACGGGCGUGGCUGGAGAAGGCAAAGACUGAAGAGAUCGAUCCAUCCAGCUAUGGUGCAGGUGAUGGCGUUAUUACUGAGGAACCCCAAGAACUCGAAUCGGCUGAAGCCGAACUGAGCUCUUCUUUUGUUCAUUCGUAUGAAGACUUCCUUCGACGGUUUCCUGAACCCGGAGACAUUCGACAGUCUAUGGCCGGUCUUCCCAUGACCGACCAUCAAUCCACUCAAUUCCAUGAGCCACUAAUCGCACAUCCUUCUCGGCCGCCACCAGCGGUGCCCCGUCCAUCUUAUAGCGGUGUUACUGAUGGCCGACAUAUCCAACCCUCUUUUGCACGUCAAGCCUCUGCCACGAAGCAUGCAUUGUAUAAAGCCAGUUCUCCACUUGAUCGUAUUAAACUUCCUCGAACCGGCCUCGUUAACUUUGGAUCAACGUGCUAUAUGAAUUCGAUCAUUCAGAGUUUAAGCGCAACAACAGAGCUGACCAAGUUCUUCUUCAAUAAUCAUUUCCAUACCGUCGUUCAAAAGAAUUGGAAGGGCUCACAAGGUGUUCUACCGGGACUUUAUGCCAACCUAGUACGGUCGUUGUGGAAGAAUGAUGUUGAAGUCAUUCGGCCCACCUCUUUCCGAAAAUUUAUUGGACGCUUGAAUUCCGAGUGGGCGGGUAGCCAGCAGCAAGAUGCCAAGGAGUUUUUCGAUGUACUUGUCGACUGCCUGCACGAAGAUCUUAAUGUAAACUGGCAAAGAACUCCCCUGCGUCCACUGACAACAGAACAAGAAAUGCGCCGUGAGCGAAUGCCAAUACAUCAAGUCUCGGGAAUCGAAUGGAACCGAUAUUGCCACCGUGAAUUCUCUUAUAUAUCUAGUCUUUUCGCCGGGCAACAUGCAAGUCGCUUACGUUGUACGACGUGUCGGCGUACCUCUACGACCUACGAGGCUUUUUAUAGCAUCAGCGUAGAGAUCCCACCAUCCGGGAAGGGCGACAUUUACCAAUGUCUCCGCAGUUAUUGUCAAGAGGAGAUGCUUAGCGGGGAUGAAGUUUGGAAAUGCCCUCAUUGUCGCACUGAGAGAGAGGCCACGAAGCAAAUCAUCCUGACUCGUGCGCCCCAGUUUCUUGUCCUCCAUUUUAAGCGAUUUUCCGCAUCUCACCGCCAACAAGCUCGCAAGAUACAUACACCGGUGUAUUUCCCACUCUCAGGCUUAGACAUGACUCCUUUUAUGAUUCAGCCCCCAUCCACUCCGCCUUCUCAGCCUCAACCCAAUGGGAAUCCCGCCCAGACGUCUGCAGUGUCACAAUCUCAGACCGAACUUUCGCCGAAUGACCUGGCAACGUCUUCUCCGUUUAUUUACAAUGCCUAUGCCGUUGUGCGACACUUGGGAUCGACAAUCCAUGAAGGCCACUACAUUUCUCUGGUUCGGGACGCUAAUCGCGACUGUUGGCGCAAGUUUGACGACCAUCGUGUCACAGAUUUUCAACCUGGCAACCCAGGAUCGUCUGAUUGCCUUCAGAGCGAACAGGCGUAUCUGGUGUUUUACGAACGCGCCCCCAGAAAUUAAGCUCUUCUUGACGCCCUUCUGCCCUGCAGUAUGACCAUGAAUGAUGAACGUACGAUGGCAGGUUGUUACUUUUCUCUGGUUUAUGAAGCAUAAAUGCUA
Coccidioides posadasii C735 delta SOWgp is the source of this 3789-nucleotide messenger RNA. It is a transcript of the gene DOA4, whose product is annotated as ubiquitin-specific protease doa4. Gene Ontology annotation, cellular component: cytoplasm. The record is from RefSeq and is a predicted model, not a curated record. Gene Ontology annotation, molecular function: cysteine-type deubiquitinase activity. NCBI's taxonomy places the organism in Eukaryota, Fungi, Ascomycota, Eurotiomycetes, Onygenales, Onygenaceae. Gene Ontology annotation, biological process: protein deubiquitination.